UUCGCACCCAAAACCCUAGAAAAGCGUUUCAUUUCCAAAUCCCGGAUUUGAGAGAACACUUUCAGAAUUAGAGCGCGCAAAGCACAGAACCGGAAAUGAAAAUCGUCUCUUUCGCGUUUCGUUCAUGUCAAAAUGGCUUAUCGCGCCGAUCUCCGCGACCCCAUUUAGUCCGAACUCUCUCUACAGAUGCAACUUCAGGUAGUGGUGGGGUUGAUGGUAAUAAGCAAACAAACUCAUUUGAGCGAGCAGAUGAGUUUGAGAGGCGGAUUUUUGGUGACUCUUCUGGGGGCAAUGCUAAGUCCGAUGCCUUUUUCCAAAAGCUUGAUAGACUGGGGGGUCGCGACAGAUUGGGUCCUAGAGUGAGUGAAGGACGUAAUUCCCAGACACUGGAUAGCCUAGAUGAAAGUUUCAACACAUUGUCCGAUGGAUUGGAUGGGAGGUUGAAGGAAGCAGCCGCAUAUUUUCAGUUUGAUUCAGACGAAAUAAUGAAAGAAGAUUACACGUUUAGACCGGAUAUGAAUUUUGAACGUGGAAUGACUUAUGAGACAAAGGAUCUUGAUCUUAGAAGGCCAGGAGUGUGGAGACCUGCCAAAGGGCCUGAAUUUGAAACUACUACAAAGGAGGUUCUAGAAAAAGCUGAUUUUAGGAAUGUCAGAUUCCUCGCAAACUUCAUAACAGAGGCUGGAAUUAUUAACAAGAGGAGCAAGACUCGCAUUAGUGCCAAGGCUCAGAGGAAGGUUGCUAGGGAGAUCAAAACAGCCCGAGCUUUUGGUUUAAUGCCUUUCACAACCAUGGGGACAAAAUCGUUUAUGUUUGGAAGAACUAUGGAAAAUCUUGAUAAGGAUUUCGAAUAUGAAAGUUAUGAUAGCCAGAUCAUUGCAGAUGGUAAGGACCCUCUGGAAGCUUAGGCUACGAGGUGAAUGUUAAAUUUCUAUGUUCUUUUUUGUCAACAGCCCCAAUUGAGCACCCUUGGCAAAAGAGAAGGAGAAGAAAAAUAUGAAAAGAGAUAUCUUCAUAAUUAAUUGGUUGUGUUGAAUUCUGUGUCAACACAAUGGUCUUGUUGGUAUGUCAUGUAAAUCAUUGUUUUCGUUGGCAUACAUCAACUGCAGUAACAACAUUAUCAUUAGCCCGGGUGACUCGUGGCUGUAAGGAUUCAUAAUUUUGAUCAAGUGAGCAUCAUUUAUUUCUGUUA
Molecule: messenger RNA, 1192 nt
Organism: Alnus glutinosa
Lineage: Eukaryota; Viridiplantae; Streptophyta; Magnoliopsida; Fagales; Betulaceae
Exons: 5
Coding region: 96-908 (270 amino acids)
Biological process (GO): translation
Cellular component (GO): mitochondrial small ribosomal subunit; ribosome
Molecular function (GO): structural constituent of ribosome; small ribosomal subunit rRNA binding
Source: RefSeq, a predicted model, not a curated record